ACCCCUUUGGUUCCACGUGGUCCGCAGCGGCGGGCCGGGGCGGCUCUGGCUGAGGGUGCUGCGCGAGUCGUGGGCACCGGCAUGGCAGGGACCCCGUCCGGCGGUACUGCUCGGUUCUCUUGUCCCCCCAACUUUACUGCGACGCCCCAGGCCUCAGAGUCCACUCGUUUCUCCUUGGAGACGCUGACGAGCCCAGAUACGGAACUGUGGCUUAUCCAGGCUCCUGUAGACUUCGCCCCAGACUGCCUCAAUGGGCGGCUGGUGCCUCUCUCUGGCUUCCAGGUUGUGAAAGGCAAGGUGGCAGGGAAGCGGCACCGCUUCCGGGUCCUCAGCAGCAGCAGCAGCCCCCAAGCUGGAGAAGCAACUCUGCUGGCCCCCUCCGCGGAGGCAGGAGGCGGGCUCACCUGUGCCCCCGCCCCCAAGGGCAGCCUAAGGAUCUUAGAGGGUUCCCACCCAUCCCUAUCAGGGACCCUACUGUACCCCAUUCCCACAAGCCCUCCACCACAGAUUCCCCCUGGCCUGAGGCCUCGGUUCUGUGCCUUUGGAGGCAGCCUGCCAGUCACAGGGCCAGCAUCAGCGGUGGCACUGAGGUCUCUGGCCUCGGGAAAGAGGAAAAAGAAGAGGCACAUGCUUGAGGCCUCCAUUGCCCAGGAGGCAGUGGAUGGGCAUGGGACCCUGGAGGUGGACACAGCCUGGGGGUCCUCGGAGAUGGAUGUGGGGAAGAGGAAAAAGAAGCAGCAGCAGUUGAAUGAACUGGAGGUGACGAUGCCGGUGGCAACAGAGCCAACGGCUGAGAUGCUGGAACCCCUGGGCGUGCCAUUCCCAUCUGCCAGCAAGAAGAAGAAAAAGAAGCCUAAAGGGAUGGAAACAGCGAUGCCGGAGCCAGAAGAAGAGAAGACUGUGGAGCUGGAACUCACAGUUAAAACCGAGCCUCUGCAAGAUACAGUCCUGUCCCCCACCAAGAAGAAGAGACAGAUAGGGACAGAAAGGAUAGAGCCAGUGGAGGGGGAGAGGGUUGAGCUACAGGUGAAGGAGGAACCUCAGGAGGAAGCCAUCCCACUGCCAUCCUCCAAGAAAAAGAAGAAAAAAGGAAAGGAGUGCAAAGCGCUGAUGGAGCUGGGGGCUGAGGCUAUGGAGCCGGAUGGGAGACCUCUGGGGGCCUGGGGGGAGAUGGAGCCUGAACCAGCACAUGAGAUUGAGCCAUGGGCUGAGGCGGCUCUGGCACCCACCAAAAAGAGGAAGAAAGAAAAAUGGCAAAACACAAUGAUGGAACCAAAGACACAGGUGGUGGAGCCCCAGCUGCCAGGUGACCUUGAGCCUCAGGCAGCACAAGCAUCCACCAAGAGGAAGAAGGACAGAGAGCACAGAGCGACAGAGCCAGGGCUUCAGACUGCUGACCCACAGGGCAAGGCGAUGGAGCCUGAGGCCAGGGCAGAUCCAGCAUCCACCAAGAAGCAGAAGAAGCGGCGCUUGGAAAGCGAGGUGCCAGCGACAGCUUCCCAGGAGGAGAUGCCAGAGCUGCCACUGAACCCGGAGUCUGGGGAGGUGGCACCCCCGGGACGGGAGAAGAAGCGGAAGAAGAAGCUUCUGCAGGAUCCUGCAUAGUCUCCUGGGA
Messenger RNA from Artibeus jamaicensis (Jamaican fruit-eating bat), 1615 nucleotides. RefSeq names its product RNA polymerase I subunit G (gene POLR1G). The transcript has 3 exons. Lineage: Eukaryota; Metazoa; Chordata; Mammalia; Chiroptera; Phyllostomidae. The coding region runs from base 82 to 1605 and encodes 507 amino acids. Gene Ontology annotation, biological process: transcription by RNA polymerase I. The record is from RefSeq and is a predicted model, not a curated record.